AUGCUUUUGUUUCGCAUGACGUCUGUGUUUGCCGGACUUGGGGUCGGCGAAGUCCUCGGACUUCUGCCUGGCCCCGAGGCUGGCAAGCCCUAUGAGAGUUUUGCAGGACUUGGGGUCGGCGAAGUCCUCGGACUUCUGCCUGGCCCUGAGGCUGGCAAGUCAUUGGGUUUUGCCGGACUUGGGGUCGGCGAAGUCUUCGCACUUCUGCCUGGCCCCGAGGCUGGCAAGCCUUUGUGUUUUGCCGGACUUGGGGUCGGCGAAGUCUUCUUCGGACUUCUGCCUGGCUUCGAGGCUGGCAGACUUUGCUUGUGCUUUGCGGGACUUGUGGUCGGCGGGGUCUCCGGACCUCUGUCUGGCCCCCAGGCCGGCAAAGUUUGUCUUUGCUUAUUGUUUGGCAUGCCACGACACGCACGCAGCCUGGAGGCAGGGAGCUAG
Messenger RNA from Symbiodinium natans, 435 nucleotides. The record is from the annotation of a GenBank genome assembly. NCBI's taxonomy places the organism in Eukaryota, Dinophyceae, Suessiales, Symbiodiniaceae.